Rhincodon typus (whale shark) is the source of this 1016-nucleotide messenger RNA. RefSeq names its product refilin A (gene rflna). The record is from RefSeq and is a predicted model, not a curated record. The transcript is spliced from 4 exons. Gene Ontology annotation, biological process: actin filament bundle organization; negative regulation of chondrocyte development; negative regulation of bone mineralization involved in bone maturation. Gene Ontology annotation, molecular function: filamin binding. Gene Ontology annotation, cellular component: actin filament bundle. Lineage: Eukaryota; Metazoa; Chordata; Chondrichthyes; Orectolobiformes; Rhincodontidae. The coding region runs from base 207 to 866 and encodes 219 amino acids.
GUUGGCUCGAUGCCAAGCUGAGGGGAGCCUUUCUUUAAUAGUUAGCGUAUGCCCGGGCACGCACAGUCUUGCUCACAAACUCCAACUGCAGUUCAUGUUCCAAAGCUCAAAGCUCCUUCCUGGCUUAGAUUUGGAGAAAUUCCGGAUCUAUCUGGAUAUCUGGCUCAUGAUUAACUGUUGAGAUUAAUUUUUCUUGACGCCCUGCAAUGGUGGGUCACUUAAACUUGCAAGACAUGAACGAGAACUUUGAGAUGAAAUGUAAGAAGCGGGAGUGUUUUCUGGGCAGUCCUGACUCUGGGCUCCCUCCCAGCCCCAGUCCACUUUUCUUUGCCCUUUCUCCAAGGAUUCCUGAGGACAAAGGAAACCCAACAGCUUCGAGAGUCAGUGCAGCACCAGCUGCAAGGAGCCGAGAGGGCAAACUGAUUCCAUACAUCACCCUGACCUCACCCCUAAUUGAUCCGAGGCGCAGAAUGCAGCCCGUGUCCUUCGGUGAGAGAAUCGAGGUCAACUGCGAAUCAGCACAGGAGAUCCGCUGUCACUCUGUUGUGAAGAAUGACUCCGAGAAACACUACCGGGACUGUGUCUAUUAUGAAACCGUUCCAACCAUCACCUCCUACACCGAAACCAUCAUCACCGCUCCCAACUGCACUUGGAGGAAUUAUAAAUCACAGCUUUGGUUCGAGCCUCAGCAGAAACCUCUUCGAUUUGAGAGCACAACCAUCAUUUUCCCGAAACAUGCAAAGAACAUUUUCAGGACCACACUGAGCUACAAUCCUGGGCGGAGCAACAGACGUUUCACAUCCAGUGUUUGGCUACAAACCAUUGAGAUGGUCAAACCUUGCUUCAUCUACAUGGAGGACCUGUGACCUCUGACCUGGCAGAUUCCAAUAGCCUCAUCUGAUGGAGCAUCACAAUCCCUCGCUCAGGCUCUUAUUAACCUGUAUGUCUUGUAUAAUUAAUACCGCUUACUCCAAGGGUCUUAUUACAGUUUAAUAAAAUAAUUCAUUGUUCAGAAA